ACAUUGAUGAAUGUUCGGAGAAGAACAAAUGCGGUGCCCAUUCGAGCUGCAAGAAUAUCGAGGGGUCAUUUACCUGCACGUGUGACAAUGGAUACACCAGUCAAAAUGGAAGGAAUUGCUUAGACAUCGAUGAAUGCACCACUGGCAAAGCUGACUGUCAUCGCAACGCUGUUUGUAAAAAUCUCCCAGGAUCCUUUACGUGCUUCUGUCCCGAGGGAUUUACCGGCAAAGGUGAUGCGAUUGAUGGAUGUACAGCCCUGUCGUGGUGUGAGUGGAAGGGACAUGACAAAUGUAAUAAAGAGUUUCGUCAUUGUGAUAAUACUGUAAGGAGAUGCACAGGAUGUAAGCCAGGCUACGAAGAAAACAAUGGCGUAUGUCAAGAUGUGAACGAGUGUAAGAAAAACCCAUGUAGCAAAGGUGCCGCGUGUGUGAAUACCGCUGGCUCGUUCAAGUGUCAUUGCCAGAAAGGAUAUCUUUUUAACAGCAAGACACAAAACUGUCAAGAUGUCGACGAGUGCAGCUCCACCAAACGUCACUGUCAUUUUGAUGCCGUGUGUGAGAAUACUCCUGGCUCUUAUAGCUGUAAAUGUAAGAAAGGAUUUGAUGGAGAUGGCUUUUCCUGUGCUGACACCAAUGAAUGCUACAACGGUGACUACAAAUGUCCCCAGAACUCGGCCUGUUCCAACACCCUUGGAUCUUACAAAUGUACAUGUAAAAUGGGAUUUCAUCAAUCUAAAGACAAGUGCAAGAAGGACGUCCUUCCUCAACCACCCACUCCAAAGAAGGAUUCAAAAGGGAUUUCACUAUUAGAUCUUAAUUUUCUGUGGAGCAGUGGAUCUACCCUUAGAUCAGGGGAAGUCUGGAAACUACUUUUCCUUUCAUCAACGCUGGCCAUUGUUAAAUCAUUUGUGUAAAACCAAGUAAACAUUGACACUUGUCUUUA
Actinia tenebrosa (Australian red waratah sea anemone) is the source of this 943-nucleotide messenger RNA. RefSeq names its product latent-transforming growth factor beta-binding protein 4-like. Lineage: Eukaryota; Metazoa; Cnidaria; Anthozoa; Actiniaria; Actiniidae. The record is from RefSeq and is a predicted model, not a curated record.